AUGGUAGGCCGUCUAGCAUCAAUUGCGCCUUCUAAUACAGUUGCCAGCUACUACAACACUGGUGCUCUCUCCGAUGUUGUUGUUGCCUGCGAUGACCAAGAGUUCAAGGUCCACGGGGUGAUCUUGUCCGCCCACUCGAAAUACUUCGCAACAGCACUGAACGGCAACUGGAAGCUCCGAAAAGAAGAUCGAAUUGAAGAUUUCGAUGCAAGUGUCGUGGAAGCGAUGCUUCGUUUCAUGUAUUCAUUUGACUACAGCAACAUCUACGGCACGUCAACUAUGGUGUACGACGCCCAAGUCUACCAGAUUGCUGACAAGUAUGACGUUCUGGCGCUUAAAGCCCAUUCCAAGGACAAGUUUGGCGUCGCCAUCACCACUGGGUGGAGCAUGGAUGAUUUCCCACUUGCCAUUACCAUAGUGUACGAAUCCACACCUUCUGCAGAUAGGGGACUUCGCGACUUGGUUGUGGAGACCUCUCAGAAGAACAUUGACAAGCUCCUUGGGCACGAUAGCUUCAGUGAACUUCUCAGGAAGACUCCUGAUUUUGCAGCCGAUCUGAUUCCUUUUUUAUGUGGCAAGUUCUCAACACAUCGCUAUGAAUGUCCUUCAUGCGAACACCAAUUUCGCGGUGAGUUCUCGGGGAUGGGUUACCACUGUCCAAACUGCUCCCGACAGUGUCCAGACUGGGACUCUCACCAGAUUGAGGGAUAA
This is a messenger RNA of Ilyonectria robusta, 711 nucleotides long. RefSeq names its product BTB/POZ domain-containing protein. Gene Ontology annotation, molecular function: protein binding. The coding region runs from base 1 to 711 and encodes 236 amino acids. NCBI's taxonomy places the organism in Eukaryota, Fungi, Ascomycota, Sordariomycetes, Hypocreales, Nectriaceae. The transcript is spliced from 2 exons. The record is from RefSeq and is a predicted model, not a curated record.